Messenger RNA from Colletotrichum karsti, 828 nucleotides. RefSeq lists its product as uncharacterized. The transcript is spliced from 2 exons. The coding region runs from base 1 to 828 and encodes 275 amino acids. NCBI's taxonomy places the organism in Eukaryota, Fungi, Ascomycota, Sordariomycetes, Glomerellales, Glomerellaceae. The record is from RefSeq and is a predicted model, not a curated record. Gene Ontology annotation, cellular component: membrane.
AUGUUCGCUGCCUUCCGCUUCGGGUCGGAUCUCUGGGAUCCUUCCUAUCGGUUCGAGACCUCGUGGCUCCUGCCUCCCUACCUGUUGGCCGCUUGUCGCGCCCUGAUCAGUCUCUACAUCUUCGUCGUCCGUUUCUUCUCAAUCGGCUGGGCAUGCUCUCACGAAGAGGACGGCGGCUGCGCUGACGCCCGCGCCAGCUUCUCCUUCUUCACCGUCCUCACCUACUGGGGUCUAGGCUUCUACUUCCUCGUCUCCGCCGUCCACACCUUCACCUACGCGCACUCCGGCUCCCCGCUCCUCGACCGCUUCCCGCGCCCCCUCCAGGCCCUCCACGCCUUCUUCUACACCACGAUCACCACCUUCCCCUUCAUCGUCACCAUCGUCUACUGGGCCAUCAUCUUCCCGGGCACCUGGUACACGGAGCAGUACGACGCCUGGAGCAACAUCUCCCAGCACGCCAUGAACACGGCCUUCGCCCUCUUCGAGAUCGUCAUCCCCCGCACCAGCGCCGCCCAGCUCGAGUGGGUACACAUGCUGUGGCUCAUCAUCGUCCUCGCGCUUUACCUCGCCCUCGCGUACGUGACGCACGCCACCCAGGGCUUCUACCCGUACACCUUCCUCGACAUCCAGAAGACGGGCAGCGGCAAGGUCGCCGCCUACAUCGUCGGCAUCGCCGUCGCCGGCAUCGUCUUCUUCCUCAUCGUCAAGGGUCUCGUCUGGCUGAGGGAGUGGGUGACGGAGCGGAAGCUGGGCAUGGACGGCAAGUUCGCCAAGCAGCGUUUCCGCAACUACGACACGGAGCUCGGUACUAUCAACAGCAAGCAUUGA